AAAUACCUCUAACGACCGAGCGUGAUUUUCCUCCUAGAAGAUUGUGCUACCCAAAGACCUCUUUAAAAAGAGUCCAGAUUAUACACAUUUUAGUUCUCCGCGAAAUAUAUAUUCUUCUUACCCUUCCUAGUAUUCUCCCCGUUUUCCACAACAACCAGUGGCACCACAUCUACUCCUCCAAAGAUGGCUUCUGACCGAGGUGACGUUGAGAAACCCACGGUAAACGAUACAAAUGAAAAAAUAACCAUCGGCGAAAAGUGCGAGUUCAAGGCAUACCAUGAAACUGUUAAACAUGGCGCGGGCACUACAGUGCCUGUCCCAGAUCCCUUUGAUGGGGGCAGUUCUCACGGCGAGGACAGCGCCUAUGCCUUAGUUGUCCGAAGGAAAUUCGAGGAACACAAACCAAGCAAGGUCACCUUGCAGGUUAACUCCCCCCAUAUCCAGAAAGUCUUCCGUAACGUGAUCAAGUCGUAUAUCGAUGUUGCAUCGGACUUCACCUCUACCGUGGAGCUCCAUAGUCCAUUCGAAAUGCUCGCCCAUUAUUGGGACGAGCUAGAUGAAUACCGCAAGUCCACGACUGAUGCGGCUACGCGGGAGCACCUAGAUCUCCUGUUCGAGUUCAUGGAACACGAGGUUAAACUCGAUCGCGAACGCGCCCUCAAGAUGAUCCAGAAACAACAAAUCACUUACGACAAUGUGUGGUUCAUCUAUCGCCCAGGAGAUAUCCUAUACACCGAGGUCGGUGGGCAUCCCUGGCUCUUGGUCUGCAAGAAGACUGCGUACGAAGAGGCCACGGAUUGCGGUCCUUACCUGGAAAUCCACUGUACCUACACCGAUGAUAACGGCGUCGUUGCAGGUCAGGCUUUACACAUUAUGUCUAUGCUCCAGAGAAAUAAGUUCCCGGCAGGCAACCCAGUCUCCAUUACAGAACUUGACAUAUUCCCGCGUAGGUUUAUCAAGGAGGGAGAUAGUCUUGAACAGCGCUUGAAGUUGCGCGGAGAGAAAUAUCUGGCUUUGAAAGACCUUUCUACCAUGGCUUACGAUGGUGCCGCUCAAUGGCUAAAAGCGCCUCCACAGGACUUUUACGACCCCUUCCCAUCGAAGUUCCGCGGCGUAUGGCUCCCAUACACCGAAACGGGCAGAAUCGUCCUAGAUCGCAAGACCUUCGGCGAGGAGCAGCGGCUCGCCAAAGCCCAGGUUAAGAAGACGGGUACGGAGCCGUUGUACUGCCCGCCAUACACUCUGGGCUACUCGCUCGGGCGCAAGGAGUGGUGUCGGUUCUACGUCGACAACCUCCGAGAGGUCGGAUGGGAUCCCAACGCGUGGGACUCCCUGGUGCUUCCCGAUCGCGAAAAGAAUCUUCUCAAAGCCCUUAUCUCUUCCCACGCGUACGCCAAGAACGUUCGCGACUCGAUGCAGCAGAAGGGCAGGGGCCUCGUUAUCCUGCUGCACGGAACGCCCGGAUCUGGAAAGACUCUCACGGCCGAGACGGCUGCAGAGGGGAGUAGGAAGGCGCUUAUGUCAACUUCAGUGGGCGAGCUUAACAACGGGUCAACCUAUUUUUAUGGGUCGUCUGCCUUUGAGAGACAGCUGAAGAAGAUGCUGCAAUAUGCAACGAUCUGGCAAGCAGUGGUGCUUCUAGACGAGGCAGAUGUGUUCCUUGAAGCCAGAAAAGAUAGCGGAGAUACCGAGCGGAACUCGUUGGUAGCUGUACUCCUCAAGGAACUCGAAUACUUCGGCGGCGUCGUAUUCUUAACGACAAACCGUGUCGGCUCGUUUGACAUCGCCAUGAAGUCCAGAAUCCACAUGGCUCUUACAUACACGCCACCCGAACUGGGUGUGCGCAGACGUAUCUGGGCGCAGUGCCUCAAUAAGGUGCCGGCAGAUGCUAAGGACAUCGAUAUCGAAGGGACGGUCGAGGCCCUGGUCACCGCUAAGCUGAACGGAAGAGAGAUCACUAACGUCGUCAACACCGCGAGGACAUUGGCAAGGUUUGAUGGUGCUCCUCUAAAUCGAGGCCAUCUUGAGACUGUGGUCGACGUCCGAAAAGGGUUUGAUGAGAGCUUGAAGAGUGAGGGGCUUCGUUAAGGGGGAGAGAACUACUAUGACUGAUUGUUGUUGAUCCAUGCGUUCAUUUACCGUAUAUCAUAGAUGGAUACCUACCUCAGGUACUUUUACUUUAUACAUAGUACACAGCCAGCUGCCCGUCAAUUUACAUUGUUGCAUUACCGU
Daldinia caldariorum is the source of this 2232-nucleotide messenger RNA. RefSeq names its product P-loop containing nucleoside triphosphate hydrolase protein. The record is from RefSeq and is a predicted model, not a curated record. The transcript is spliced from 4 exons. Bases 184 to 2088 code for a protein of 634 amino acids. Gene Ontology annotation, molecular function: ATP hydrolysis activity; ATP binding. Lineage: Eukaryota; Fungi; Ascomycota; Sordariomycetes; Xylariales; Hypoxylaceae.